GUGCGUAUCUUUGGCGCGUCAAAGUGUCAUAAAGCAAAACCUGAAACUGAACAAAAAAACCACAGCUUUUUUCUUUGUCCGUUGGCAAAUUGGCUCAGAGGACCCCGUUUUAUUCCGUUUUAUUGUGUCUGCGCACUAAUUUUAUGGUCAGCCAGCCAGCGACUGAUAACAGCGAUAAGAAAUGCUGGCAAAUCAAAUGCCGCUCGUAAACAUUUGGCGCGCCAAGUGUUGAAAUUUAUACGCCAUUCGCCAUUUGCCAUUCGCAAUUCGCUAUUCCCAAUCGCAAUCGUAAUUGAAUUUUAUGCUCUAACUUUGGCCAAGUUAGCCAAGUAAGCAAAACGUUUGCAUUUCGCACCGGAAAGUGAAGCAGGGCAACCGGUCACCAGAUAAAUAAGUGCGGGAAGUGUGAAAAAUCUGAAUUUUAUCACAGCUCUAAACGUGGCCCACUAACUGUUCAAUGAAAAGUAUGGUUGCCAGCGAACCAGCUUAGGCUGAAGUAGCGCGCGACCCCUGUGGCUAGUAGAGAAUUUAAUAAAAGGCAGCCACUCCAACUGCUCCACACUGUGCAUAUCUCUCUCCCACAUCCUGGUUCGUGUGGGUGGGUGCUUCUGCCGGCGAGAAUCACACGCAGUGCGACAAAAGCCGCCCGCAGCGUUUUUUAUAUGCGCGCACAUAAUUCAAAAACACUGCAGAAGUUAAUGCCCAGAAGCGACGACACACAAUGAUAACCAACAAUAAUUUGGAUUAUGAAAAGAGCUGUCUGCCCAUGGCGGCAAGAGCAACAGCAACAGCUGCAGCAACGGUAACAGCAACAGCAAAUACAGCGGCAACAAUUGCCAGCGGCAGCAGCAACAGCAAUGGCAGCGCCAGCAGCAGCAACAAUUCAUCGCCCACCGCUGACAAUCACAACAACACCCACUCUAAUUCUAACUCCAACUCAAAUUCGACCUCAAACUCGAAUUCAAACUCGAAUUCGAAUGGUAGCUCGUACUUUAAUCGCUUUGACAACCGCAUUGCUGCCAAUUUGGCAGCAGUUAUAACCGGCGCACGCUUUCGCUCAUCUUCCUGCAACAGUCGCCAGCAACCGACGCAGCAGCCAGUUCUGCAGCACACGGCCCGCACUUCGUACCACUACUUGAGUGCCACACGUGGCAGAUCCACAUUGAACAGCGCCACGCCUACAUCGCCAGCCAGCCUGGGCAGACGGCGACCAUUGCAUCUGUUCAGCCAGGCAAAUCUGAACUGCAAUGAUAACGAAAAGGUGGCGCAAACCCCGAGUUCAGAUGAGGAUAACUCACCCACAGAGCUCAACAGUUGCAAGCGGCUAACGGACAAACCUCCACUGGUUAAGCGCUUGACCAUGGGUCUGUUGCGCCACAAUGAGGAGUCACGCCCACUGGUGGCCAACGUAAUGCCCCUCAGUGCAGCUGCAUUGAAAAGCGAAGAUGCCGGCCAGCCCAUAUACUCGAAUGGUUACAUCAAUGAGGACUCGUACAUCGAUAGUAAAUUUGGCGACUCCUGUCGUCAAUCUCUGACUGCCAUACCGAUGCUGGACAAUGUGAAUCUCAAUAAUGACAACAGCGAGUUCAAUCUAAAGAAGCGCUAUUUACGUGAAACCAGCAGCGCAAACUCCAGUCCCAAGAUCUUUGCCAAUCGCCUGCGUUUCAAUAAUGCUUCAGCUGCAGCGGCGGCUGCUGCUGCCAGUUUGGCAGCCAAUCAGCGCAGUAGCAGCUUGGCCAACACGCACACAAACCGAGAUGACGAAGACGAGGAGUCAGAUACAGAGCUUAAAGCAGCCAGCUGGUAUCAGGCGGGCAUCUCACGUGACAUUGCAGUCGAGGUGCUACAGAACAAGAGUCCAGGCGCAUUCCUUGUGCGAAAGAGCAGCUCUAAGCCCGACUGCUAUGCGCUGACUCUGCGCGUGCCAUCGCCACCCGGACCCAAGAUAGCCAACUAUAUAAUACUGCGCUCGUCGCGUGGCUAUAAGAUUAAGGGCUUUCGCAAGGAGUUUUCCAGCUUAAAGGCACUGAUAACCCAUCAUUCUGUUAUGCCGGAGUUGCUGCCCGUGCCCCUGGCCAUGCCUAGGCCCACGAACAUGUCCUCUUCGCGACGCAAUCUCGAUGAUUUCGAUACCUAUGACUCGCUGCAAAUGCUGCUUAAGUAUUUGCGUGCCAAGAAUCUGGAAGCGGAACAGUAGACGUGGAGAGAAAGGCAGCCUCAGAGAGAGACACAGAGUAUCUCCAAAUCAUGUCAUCAACGGAGCAUAAAAUAUAAAUUUCGAUACCAAAAAAUGUGAUACUCUAUUAAAAACAAAGCACACACAUACACAUAACGACACAAAGUAUACACUAUAUCUAACUGCAAAUGAAACGCCUAGCUGAUAAAUGGUGAAAAUAAUUCUAGUUUAGUUCGGCAUUUUCUUUUUGGCCAAAGGAAAAAGAAAAAGCAAAAAUGUGAAAAUAUGAAAAUAUGAAAAGCGCUUUAAGUUACACUACAACCAACUUUCCCUAUCAUAAGACUA
Drosophila hydei is the source of this 2521-nucleotide messenger RNA. RefSeq names its product nuclear transcription factor Y subunit alpha (gene PVRAP). The record is from RefSeq and is a predicted model, not a curated record. NCBI's taxonomy places the organism in Eukaryota, Metazoa, Arthropoda, Insecta, Diptera, Drosophilidae. The coding region runs from base 722 to 2197 and encodes 491 amino acids. The transcript has 7 exons.